This is a messenger RNA of Cynara cardunculus var. scolymus (artichoke), 1461 nucleotides long. Its product is annotated as GATA transcription factor 4-like. The coding region runs from base 394 to 1290 and encodes 298 amino acids. Gene Ontology annotation, molecular function: sequence-specific DNA binding; zinc ion binding. The record is from RefSeq and is a predicted model, not a curated record. The transcript has 2 exons. Lineage: Eukaryota; Viridiplantae; Streptophyta; Magnoliopsida; Asterales; Asteraceae. Gene Ontology annotation, cellular component: nucleus. Gene Ontology annotation, biological process: positive regulation of DNA-templated transcription.
AGAUAUACAUUUUGUAUAUAGAGUUAUAUGAAAAAGAUUAAAGAAAGGAAUAAAGAAAAGUAAAUGGUGAUCAGAGAGUUGCAGAGGCCUCACAUUGCAUGGUCACUCUACCCACGUUCCUUUGCUCCCCACACCCCUCUCUCUAAUACCUUAAUCACUAAGCCCCAAAAGUACACACUAUAUCAACCCCCUUCCCCAUUUCCUUCUCUAUCCAAACCCCACUGUAACUUGCAGUUCGGAGGACGGCGACUGUGAGAUCGAGCUCUCAUCAUAGCUUGUUAUCUCAGUUGUCAUCCCCCAAUAACCGAUUCAUGAAGAACACACAAUUUGUAAUCAAGAUUUUGGUAAAUUUGGUGUGUACCUGUUAAUUUGGUGGCAGAUAAUCGAAGAUUGAUGGAUAUUUAUGGUAUGUCGUCGGCGGGACAGGAUUUCUUAGGCGUAGACGAGCUUUUUGACUUCUCCGAUGACCGUGAUGACCUUUUUUCCUCCUCAACCACCACCGCUGCCACCGACGCAUUCCACAACAUUACAUCCUCCACCGCCUCAGCCAGCCAGUUCCAGUAUAUUUUCAAUAAUAACAAUAAUACCACCACCACCACCACCACCACCAAUUACCACCACUCAACCGACUUCACCGACCAUUUCUGCGUUCCGAAUGAUGAAGUGGCGGAGCUCGAAUGGCUAUCGAAAUUCGUCGACGAUUCAUCCAGCGAUUUCCCGGCGAAUAACAUAGCUGGAACUAUAAACUUCCGGCCGGAGAACACGUCAAUUCACAGCCGAUCAAGGAGCAAAAGAACCAGAGCUCCGUCAAAUAACAACAGUUGGACAUCGACACCGGUACCUACCACUCAGAUCUCUGAAACAUCGAAGACGAAGAGAGAAACUUACUCAUCGACUACAUCUUCAUCCUGCGACACAACCUCCGAGACCGGCAUCGUUAGGCGCUGCACACACUGCGCGUCGGAGAAGACGCCUCAAUGGCGAACCGGACCGUUAGGUCCGAAGACGUUGUGCAACGCGUGCGGCGUGAGGUACAAAUCCGGUCGGCUGGUUCCGGAGUAUCGUCCGGCUGCCAGUCCGACGUUUGUGCUAACUCAACACUCCAACUCUCACCGGAAAGUAAUGGAACUCCGUCGGCAAAAAGAGAUGAUUUUAGGCCAUCACCACCACCAACAACAACAACACUUACCGCCAUCAGAACACCAACUCUACGGCGGCGGACAUCACCACCACCACCACCGCCAACAACAACAACGAUUACACCAUGGCAGCAACUACGAGGUGUGCUGACGGCACCGUCACCGGCCAGGAAUCACGACGUAAUCGUUUCCAAAAAUACUUACCGGAUGAGAAAGAAAUCAAAAAACUGUUACGAAUUUCAGAAUUCCAUGAUCUGAUUUUUUUUUGUAUUUUAAUUCCAAAAUUAAAUAAAAAUUAAAGAUCAUACGGUCGGGUACGGUA